CCAGAUGGCCCCUCUUAAGGUCUUGUUUGGAUACAUACACAUGUAUGUAUAUCAAACCAAAGUAUUGAAAUAGAAUUUAAUUUAAAUCCACUUUAAUACAUAUGAAUUGAGAGAAAUACAUGCAUAUCCAAACAAACCCUCUAAUUUUUUUUCCUAACAGUACUGGCAAUGGUAGGAUCACUGCCUGAACUAAAGUCGGCAAAGCAACCAGACGCAAAUAACACGAUACAAACAUUCGAUCUGACAGUCCUAAAGAACCCAAAUCUCCAACCGGAUCGCAGCCGGGGGCAAGCCAUAAACAUUACCAGCAGAUAUUCAAAUCGGAUUCGGUUGGGAGUUGGGACCGGAUUGGCCGGAGAGCAAUCCGACUGGAGGUGGAAGAGAAAAUUUGAACCGAAUUCGGAUCGUCGUAUCGGAUGGCAGUCGUCUAUAAUAAUUUCUGCUAAGCUGUCGCGAGCAACGACGACAUGAUGGCGGUGGAGAAGCUUGUGCUGCUCGCGCAAGACGACAAGACGGUAUCCCUGACCAUAAUCCCGGCGGCCGCGUCAGAGGCAGCGGCCACUUUCCGGCUCAUCGUCGAGCAGAGGUACCGCUGCGGCGGCGCGGGAGGCCACGACGACGAGGUCGACACGAUGGAGGACGUGGCGUGCCGCGUCCCCGUCGGCGAGCUGCUGUGCGCCGCGGCGGCGGCGGCGGUCGACCGCGCGUUCGAGGACCUGAUGGCCAGGCUCGACCACCCGACGCUGAGACCGGAGGUCGCACCGGCGGCAAGGGAGGCGGCCGCGCGCGUCCGGGCAAGGUACGCGGAGGAGUGGGCUCAGCUCGGCGGCGUCGAGUUCCGCCUCUGCGUCGAGUUCGUCGACUCGCUCGAGCCCGAGGAGGAGACGGGGAGCGACCUGGAGCUCGACGAGGAGUCCUGGGAGCGCGGCUGCUGGUCCGACGGCGGCGACGGCGACUGCCGGCUUGACCAGGACGCGGCCGCCCCCGCCCUCAUCAGCGACGACGAAGACGGCACCGGCGCCCAGUUCUCGGCGCGGCCGUACGGCGGCGCCCUCGCGCGGGACGGCGGGCCGAGCGACGGGACGCUGCUACUGUCGGGGUUCGAGGCGCGCGCCGACGGCCCCGAGAUCGCGGACCAACACGAGCUGACGUCGCGGGACGUACAGCGCCUCGUGCGCCUCGCGUUCCGCGGUGGGGACGUGGAGGGCGACGACGCGUACCAGCGGGCGCUGGACGCUGGCGCGCCGGUGUCUCGUGUCACGCGCGCCGUGAUGCUCGACCAGGGGUUGCGGUCGGCGACGGCGACGGCGACGGCGAGGAGGCAGCAGCCAACGUCGCCAAGAGGGAUGCCGGCUCGGAUGCGCACGGGAUGGUAGGGAUGCACGCUCGCACGGCGACACAAGCAGCGGCAGCGUUGUCUAUGGGUUUCUUCAGCUUCGCAGCGACGGGUUUGCAUGGGAGCUAUUUUUUCUUCCCCCUCAUCGGUUUUCAUAAUAUUCGGGUCGGCCUUUUUUUAACAAACAGUGUCAAGUUCAAUGAUGCAUCUCCAAAGUAUGCAGUGAACUUGUCUGCCCAGCAACAAAAUCGUUUACCUCCAUCGAAAAUAUAUGUUCAUAUGUUCAAGUCAAAAGUUCUAUCUUUA
Messenger RNA from Sorghum bicolor (sorghum), 1642 nucleotides. RefSeq lists its product as uncharacterized. The record is from RefSeq and is a predicted model, not a curated record. Bases 468 to 1376 code for a protein of 302 amino acids. Lineage: Eukaryota; Viridiplantae; Streptophyta; Magnoliopsida; Poales; Poaceae. The transcript has a single exon.